Messenger RNA from Trichechus manatus latirostris (Florida manatee), 4858 nucleotides. RefSeq names its product chromosome unknown C16orf54 homolog (gene CUNH16orf54). NCBI's taxonomy places the organism in Eukaryota, Metazoa, Chordata, Mammalia, Sirenia, Trichechidae. Gene Ontology annotation, molecular function: phosphatidylinositol-4,5-bisphosphate phospholipase C activity. The transcript is spliced from 3 exons. Gene Ontology annotation, biological process: lipid metabolic process; intracellular signal transduction. Bases 934 to 1608 code for a protein of 224 amino acids. The record is from RefSeq and is a predicted model, not a curated record.
AGAGCUUUAACCACUGUGGUACCAGGGCUCCUUAGUGAAAAGUAGUUAGGCGUCAAAACAGCCAGUUUGACGUCUUUGAAACAGAAAAAUGAUAUCUGAUCUUUCUAGUUUUUAAUAAAGUUUACUCUUCUAGUUUUUUUUUUUUUUUAAGGAUGAUUUAAUUAAAAUAGAACUUAUGUAACAAUUUUCAGGUCUGAUUUUAAAAAAGGCUUGAAAUAAAAUUCUAACGUGAUCAGGUUUCUGCACAUUUCGUGAGGCUCAGAGGCCUUGGGGCCAUUCAUUUCGUCCUGCCUCCCCGCCGCUGCAGUGCCUCCUGCCUCUCUGAGCACGUCUCUUCCUCAGAACCACCAGCAGAGAGUCCGGCUGCCUUGUGACCUUCUUUUGUAAGCUGCUAAUAUUUCACCAUAUUUUUGUAGUCUUUCACAGAUGACUAUCAUUUUACAAAACAGCCUUUUAAAAGUGGCUGUUGUAUUCAGGAAGCGUGCCAGAUCAAGUACUUUCAUUUGUGCUCCACCUCGCCUUGUCUCCCACAUCCGCUGGUUGUGUAACUUUGGGCACAUUACCUCCCUUCUUUAGGCCUCAUUUUUUUCAUUUGUUAAUGAGUAAGUCAAACUAGACAAUCUCUGAAAAGGCCCUGGAACCCAGACACUGAUGACUUUCCUUACACCCUUCUCCAGCUUCCUGCCUGAUGGCUCUUCCUGACCCCCGUCCUCAGCACCAAGAGAAAGGAACACAGAUGGAAGACGUUUGGGGCUUCGGGUAUUUUCCGACUCAAAUUGGAGCUAAGCGGUCUGAAGAUAAGGAGACUUAUGUUCAUUACGAGUAUAGAGAAGGCUGAGCCAAGCAGGCAACUGUCCUGUGCCCUCCUGGCAUGAGCAGGGAAGAGCCACUCUGAACGGUGAGAGAGGAGCCCUGGAGCUGACCAACAGUGAGAUGCCUUCAACUCCAGAGCAGCCCUCUGGGCACAUGGAGGAGACCUCUGCGUCAGAGUCGGCCUCAUGGGCCCCACUCCCCUGCGGGCCCUGUGUUCCCAUCAUGCUGACCCUGGCCUCCCUAGCUGCCCUCUUCCUGCUGACCACAGCUGUGUUGGCCGAACGCCUGUUCCGCCGCUCUCUCCGCCAAGACCCCAGCAACCACACCCCUACACUGGUCUGGCGCCCUGGAGGAGAGCUGUGGAUUGAGCCUACGGGCACCCCCCGAGAGCGCUCCGAGGACUGGUACGGCUCUGCAGUCCCCUUGCUGACGGACCCGGCCCCAGAAACCCCCAACCCUGGGGGCACCUUGGAGGCCCGAGCUACAGCCCCAUCUGCCCCUUCAGCCCCUUACGCCCCUCCCAGCGCCUUGGUCUCCCAGGCAGCACCCCAGGCCCCAGUCCGCAGCACCUUCUGGGUGCCCCAGCCCUGGGAGGAAAGGCCCCACAACCCAGGCAUGGUGAGCUGGGCUGAGCCUGAGCUGAGGCCAGGGGCCAGUGUAUUUUUGGGGAACCCUCAGAGCCGGAGGCAGCGGCCGGGCAGCCCUGAGCCCGACUGGGGCCUUCAGCCUCGGGUCACCCUGGAGCAGAUCUCAGCUUUCUGGAGGCGUGAAGGCCGGACCAGCGUUGGGUUCUGAAUGCCCAGGGCCUGGAGGACUGGCUACUGCUUUCUAGAGACCCAUGAGGAAGGCCCUACAGCAAGGCUGAUGCCUGAGGCCACCCAGGGAAGACUGCUUCUCCCAGGUCUUUUACUUCUGGAUCUCAAUUCCCUUGGACCUGGAGGGUGGGCAGGUGGGGUGUGGACAGGGCCUGGGAGGCAGGGGAAGCAUCAAAGUGCCUCUGCUUAGCUGCUCGGGGCUGUGGCUCAGGGAAUUGGGUGUGGGGGUGUACGAUUCUGGGCCAGAGCCUGCAAGCCUACCUUCUAAAUUAAGAACUCAAGAUACCAGAUAGGCAGGAAAUUACAUCAAUCCCAGCCACUUUAGCCUUCCUGCAGUGUGCACCUCAGGUCUCGUCUGUCAGAGUAAAGGAGUCUCACAGAUGCUAAAGAACAGACUACGUGUGAUGAUGACAAGUGUCAGCAUGUUAGAGGGAGAUGACAGGAGUCCAGCUCCCAAAAUCCGUAAAUCUUAUCCCUCCUCAACGCUCAUCCCCAUGAAGUCCUCCAGAAAAAUAUAUAAAGAGAGGACAUGACCAGGCAAGGGAGCGUUUUAUUACAUAUGAACUGUGGUUUUGACUCCUGAAUUGCAAUGAGGAACUUGGUGAGCCAAGCUGGAGGGGCUCCUCUUACCUGGAGUUGGAACCUAGAGUCAAAGAAGACCAACAGGCCGCCUCCGCCCAGCCUCAUAAGGCCCCUGCACACAUCUCGGCCUUCAUGGUGAGGAAAGCCGAGCCAAGGAGAACUGAGUUUGAGUCAAUGCAGAGACGUGAACUGUCCCAGGACAGGACAGUUCCCCAGAUGUGGUCUUCAGGCCAUCCUCCUACCAAGCCUGCUGGAGUGGGCCAGAGAAACAGCUUUGCCCAAGGACGGACCUACUUACAAUGUUCCACUGCAUAGAAACAGAGCCCCAAAAUGCCGUUGGCCCUACUAGCCAUCAGUAUCAGCUGAUCUCCCCUUUGGGGGAGGAGCCAGAGGAUGGGGAGAGUGGAGAAAGUUUCCAUUCCCCGGGGUCUGAUUUUCCAAACUUCAGUCAUGAACGUCAGGUGCUUUGCAAUAUCAGUUUGCCACCCGUACUAUUAUUUACCAUGUUUUUCGUUAAAUUGGCUUGCUGUUUGCUUAAUAAAUUUAUUUUAAAAGGAAUCUUUAUUGUAUCACUUCUGUAAAUGGAAAACCAGUAUCACUUGCCAUAAACAGAAGGUAAAACAUGAAAAAAAAAUACAAUGUACACAAAGUUCUUAAAUUCUAGGUAGACAAUGUUCCCUGCUGGAGACACUGAACUAGAUACCUGUUCUUUCUUUGUUUAAAAAAACAGAGUGGGGUGGUGGAGAUUAGCAAGUGUUAGAUAUUCUAGCACCAAACCAAAACCGUUCCCUGAAACUACUGAGAAGACUGAAAGCUCCUGUAAAAGGAACAGUGAUUCUAUGUUAUUUAACGUUGGCUGGGAACACCCAACUUCACCAACACCUGGGGAAACACUCUCCUAGGCUGUGGCCAACACUCAGCUCUCUCUGCUCAGGAGGGCUGGGGAGCACUUGGAGCCUCAGGCUCCUCUCUAAUUUCUUGGAUACUGGAAGUUGAAGAAGCAGCCGAGGGAAUGAGCAGCCUCCAGGCUGAGGGACGCCAGUGUCUGCAGACCAAGAGCCCUGUCCAACCCCUUCCGCCAGGUGCACUCAUCCAGCAUGGUUCUCAGAACCUGCUCAGGGCUAGGCCCUGGGAGAGGGAGGAGUCAGACCUGACCCCUGCCCUCAAGGAGCUCACAGACUCUCUAGAGUUUGGGAGAUGGAGGUAGGUGGUAGGGGUGAGAUAAGACACGGACACAGAACUGAUACAAGACAGAGAUCAGGGCUCCUGUCACUCAUGAACUUGGUAACUAUUUCAUUUUUCAUUAUCAUCAUCAGCUGACAGGACUUGGUUGUGGGACUCCUUCCACCGGGAGUUAACAGUCUACCAGGUGUUCAGAACUUAGAUGCCUAUAUGCUAAGUGUUCAGGAGAGGCAGUACAUGGUGAAAGGGAUUCCAGGGUACAAGGUCUCAGGCUCUUAGUCUGUCUUUAUCAUCCAUUCACUUGGAAACUUCAGAAAAAUAAUUUUAAAUUUGUUGGGCCUCAUGUUCUUUAUCUGAAAAACAAACAAGAAAAUUGAAAUUUGAACAAGAUUCUCCACUAAGACUCUCCCAGCUGUGACAUUUGAGGAUGCUAUAAAAUAAAAGGUGAAUGGAUGGGUAGAUAGAUGGAUGGAUGAAUCGGUGGAUGAUGAAUGGGAGAAUGGAUGGGAGGAUAGAUAGAUAUUUGGAUGGGAGAAUGGAUUGGUGGAUGAAUGAAUGCAUGGAUGAGUGGAUGGAUAGAUAGAUAAAAGAAUGGAUGAAUGAAUGGAUGCAUGGAUGGAUAUAAUCUUCUUGAGACGGAGUCCGAUUUGCUAUUCCUAGUAUCAUCUUUAUAUUCCCAAACACAGAAUGGUCUAAAACAUCAUAGGAGCCUGAUGAAAGGGAAUGAUGAGUAAGUGGAUGGAUAAACAGAUGUACAGUAUUCAUUUUACACCUUCUCCUUUAUUUUCAGUCUCUCCCUCUAAUUUUUAACACCAUCUUAUUACUUUCUCAUGUGGAUUCCUUCGUUUAUGUUUUUAGGUAUUUAAAACAUAUUUACUAUAUUAUUUACUGAAUUAUUAUCCAAUAAUUCUAUUAUCUGGAGUUCUAGGGUGGGAGCUAAUGCUGCUGUUUGUUGUGUCUGUUUACUUUCAUUGAUGAAAGAUUGUCUCCCCUUAUGUUUUGGAAUUUGGGGUUAUGAACUUGACUUUAGCAGGACCUUAUCAGUGGGAAUCCAUUUGGCCAGGUUUGAGGGUAUGUCUCUCCAGAGAGGUUUUGUGUUUGCUUCUGCCAAGGGUGCUUUAGGGAUAUUACCAACCCUGGACAACUUUAUUUGUUAAUUUUAUUUGGGCUUUCCAGGCCAUGUAGGUAGUGUAAACUUGAACCCCAAGCCCAAGUGAGGGCAAGCCCUUGGUUAUGAAUUAUCACGGCAGAACUUUUAUUGCCACCAGUUCUCAGGGUGAGACAGAUAAGGUUCUUUUGUGCUCCCCAGGCUGUUGAGUAGAUUUUUCUAGUCCAUUCUUUCACCAAGGGUGUUGCCUUUUAAGGGUCCCUGUAGUUUUCAAAUCUCCAGGCAAGGCCUCAUCUCCAAUCCCUAAACCGCAAACCAAACCCAUUGCCAUUGAGUUGAUUCCAACUCAUAGCAACAC